Molecule: messenger RNA, 1639 nt
Organism: Nematolebias whitei (Rio pearlfish)
Lineage: Eukaryota; Metazoa; Chordata; Actinopteri; Cyprinodontiformes; Rivulidae
Gene: isl2a
Product: ISL LIM homeobox 2a
Exons: 6
Coding region: 48-1130 (360 amino acids)
Biological process (GO): positive regulation of transcription by RNA polymerase II; neuron fate specification; axonogenesis
Cellular component (GO): nucleus
Molecular function (GO): cis-regulatory region sequence-specific DNA binding; DNA-binding transcription factor activity, RNA polymerase II-specific
Source: RefSeq, a predicted model, not a curated record
GCCGGGGGACAGGACGGGCCGGGACCGGUCUGCAGCCGUCGGAUCGCAUGGUGGACAUCCUGAUCAGCGCUUCUUUCUUGGAUGAUAUGGGGGAUCAUUCAAAAAAGAAGUCGAGAAUCGCUAUGUGUGUGGGCUGUGGGAGUCAGAUCCACGACCAGUACAUCCUGAGAGUCUCCCCGGACCUGGAGUGGCACGCAGCCUGCCUCAAGUGCGCGGAGUGCAGCCAGUUUCUGGACGAGACGUGCACGUGCUUCGUCCGGGACGGAAAGACUUACUGUAAAAGAGAUUAUACGAGGUUGUUUGGGAUCAAGUGCGCAAAGUGCGCGCUGGGUUUCUGCAGCAGCGACCUGGUGAUGAGGGCCCGGGACCACGUGUACCACAUGGAGUGCUUCAGGUGCUCGGUGUGCAGCCGACACCUCCUGCCGGGGGACGAGUUCUCCCUGCGGGACGACGAGCUGCUGUGCGGGGCCGACCACGGGCUGCUGGCGGACCGGGGGUCCGCGGGGAGUCCGCUGAGCCCCGGUGCCCUCCAGAACAGCAGACCGCUGCACAUCACAGGUAACCCAAUCUCCGUCCGCCACCCGCCCCAUCACCGGAACCACGUCCACAAGUCUGAGAAGACCACCCGGGUCCGGACGGUGCUGAACGAGAAGCAGCUGCACACCCUGCGGACCUGCUACAACGCCAACCCGAGGCCCGACGCCCUGAUGAAGGAGCAGCUGGUGGAGAUGACCGGCCUGAGCCCCCGGGUCAUCCGGGUCUGGUUCCAGAACAAGCGCUGCAAGGACAAGAAGAAGUCCAUCCUGAUGAAGCAGCUGCAGCAGCAGCAGCACAGCGACAAGACCAAUCUGCAGGGUUUGACAGGCACCCCUUUGGUGGCGGGCAGUCCAAUCCGUCAUGACCACACGGUUCAGGGGAAUCCUGUGGAGGUUCAGACCUACCAGCCUCCGUGGAAAACCCUCAGCGACUUCGCCCUCCAGACCGACCUGGACCAGCCUGCCUUCCAACAACUGGUGUCUUUCUCCGAGUCGGGCUCCCUGGGAAACUCCUCAGGCAGCGACGUGACCUCCCUGUCGUCUCAGUUACCGGACACGCCGAACAGUAUGGUACAGAGUCCCGUCGACACGUGAGGAGCCAGCGGGGGUCAGCUGGAGGCCCCCCAGGAGUUCUCACCCCCCACCAUCAUCCACAAAGAAAGAGACAUUCAUUGACAAAGGAUGGAUUAUGCUGCCGGACACAUUCAGGUCCAGACUGAAGGAUUUUGGUGCGUGUGUACAUCUAACGGUGCUGGAUGCACACGGACUCCUUGAUGCCAACACCUGAGCCUGGACACGAUGGGAAUAUGUGACGGGACUCGCGCACACACAGGGCCUGCAUGUGCAGAAGGUCAAAGGUCACAGUGUUUGUAAGGAACCUCCGACCUGUGUAGCUGUGCAUGAUCUGUACCGACUCCUGUAAGUUAUUGGAUCAGAGGGGAGACGCGCUCUGCUGGCGUCUUCUCCAGAGCAUAAGUUAUUAUUAUGGAUGUUAUUUAUUAUGAGGGCAGACGUAGCUGAACGUAUCAAUAAAACAACUGCUUAUUGCAUGCAUAAUCCAUCCGUUUCAUAAAUGACAAGUUUGAAAGUCGUUUUAAGACGCU